Molecule: messenger RNA, 1209 nt
Organism: Cladophialophora bantiana CBS 173.52
Lineage: Eukaryota; Fungi; Ascomycota; Eurotiomycetes; Chaetothyriales; Herpotrichiellaceae
Exons: 4
Coding region: 1-1209 (402 amino acids)
Source: RefSeq, a predicted model, not a curated record
AUGAAGUCAGUCGAUUUGGGGUCUCAAUCACUUUUGACGAAAGCAGCCCAAGACCUCCAAAAUCCCAUCCAAGACCACUCCGACUUCAAGGGGUUCGAGUUUCAAGGAUCGCAAGCGACUGAUUUUGCGAAGCUUCUCGACGGAUGGAUUCGAGGGGCGGAGAGCAACGGAGCCCUGACAUUUGGCUACUCUCUAACCACGGGAAAGGCAGCAGAGAUGAACCCUCAAGCGCCUACUUUCCUGCCCGCUAGGGAGAAAUUGCAAGUCUACCCCUACAAGAGUCCAUUCAGCCACAACAUAUCCAUCGGAUUGUCUGAGGAUGGUGAGAAAAAUAUGCUCAUUAUAUUGAACACUGGGAGUCUUCAGGGCGUCCCAGAGAAAGAGGUGCUACCUUACAGUGGAAACUGGUGCAUCAAGAACAUCCCCGCAACCCUAGCUGUGAGCAAAGACGUCUUUUUUAAUAGCUUCCUCGUUCGCCCGUGGCCCACUUCGCUGGGUUCGCAAGUUCCGCUACUCGUCCGAAUUAACCAGGCGGCAUAUUUCGAAGCCAAAAUGGCGCACGCGGAAAAACACCCCUUCAAUUCAGAGUUCUCGUUCCGGUACGGCAAGGCAGACUUAGCUCCAGGCAUUUACGAUUUUAGAGAGGUCUCAGACACCCAGACGGGGGAUGUUAGCUGGGCCUGGAGCAGAAACAGUAGCAAAAGCCAUCAGGAUGGAGGCAGUGCGUUUCACGCUCGUGCCGAAAUAUCUACCGCUUCAAGCACCACUGUGACCGCGCAGCCCGCAGGAAACAAGGUUAAGAUUGACGGUACGACAACAUUGACCUUCAAGACCUCCAUUGUGGAUUUUGGGAUCAGUCAGAAUGGAUCUGCGAAAAUCAUUGUCAAAUACUCGUUCGAGCUCUCACUGCGUUCCAUUCUUGAAGGAGGUCUCUUUAUGGACAUGCCUCUCUCCUGCAACAACGUCUCUUUGGACGUCAAGAUCGACAAAACGUUUCUCCAGCCAAGGUCCAGCAUAGAGAACCUUGCCAAUGACGUCGUCUCAAAGUUCAGGGGCGAUACUGACCUUCAGACGACUGCGGACGCAUUGAAGGACGUCCUGCAGACGACUGGCGGUUUUGUUGUGCCCGGAGGAGGGACCUUUUUCUACAAGGAUCCGAUUUUCAACAAGAACCGGGACCUCCUGAUUAGUGCAGAGUAUGACGGGUAA